Messenger RNA from Misgurnus anguillicaudatus (oriental weatherfish), 2837 nucleotides. Lineage: Eukaryota; Metazoa; Chordata; Actinopteri; Cypriniformes; Cobitidae. The record is from RefSeq and is a predicted model, not a curated record.
GACGAAGUUCCUCUGUGCGGCACAAUAACAGUGACAACAGGGUGAAGUUUUCUGCUCUCCACAAAAUGAAUUACUUUAGUUAGCAGACGUGUUUUUUUGAAACACGACGACUUUUUGACCUCCAGUCAUUUAGAUAAGCUGACAGGAUUUGUGAGAUGUUGACAAAUGACUGACUAUUGCUGACGUGUGACGCAAGACUUUUCUGGAAAGGAUGGAUGAUUUUUAAGAUAUUCUAAUGCUCUUACUUGAGGAAGUCUAAAAGUUCUUGGACACGGCUUACUUCAAUCAAACAGAUGCAAAUGGCGGAGCAGGAUGUUCCUUCUGAUGGAGGUUUGGGGUUUGAACAGAGUUCCCCACCUGCGCCUCAUGAUCCCUCAAACCCUCAAUCUGAAGCACAGGGUCCUAAAAGCUUGGGUAUUUCACACUCAUCUCUGGAUUCCUCCAUUAACCCUCCUGAAUCCAAAACCUUACCUUGUGAACAUCUACAGAGCCCCGAGUUGGAGGAUCUGGAUUCCUAUAAUCUGAUCGAGCCUCCACCGCUGGACUGGAGGUCCGACUCUUCCAGCGAUGCCGGUUCGGUCGGAGAACUUGAAAGCUGUUCGGUGGGAGAGUUUGAGGUGCCUGGAUCUCUCAGCACGGACACAAUCUCUGCCGUUGCUCAAACCUCCACAGAAGCCUUCAGCAAAACAGAAGAGCUUUCAGCUCAAAAAGCAGUGCCUGAAAUUAGGGAUUUUCAAAAACAGGAAGAGGCGGAGGAAGAAAAAGAAGUGAUGAAUAAAGAAACCGAGAAAGAUAAAGUUAGCAAACGGGAUCUUGACCACUCCCACAUUCAAAGUCUGCUGAAUCAGCUCCAUCUUUUUCACCCAUCGACGCCAAUAAGUAGUCCCGCCCACUGCGCUCCUGACGAUUCAGACAAUCGCGACCCUUCGCAUCACACUCAUACUCCACCUGAAGCUGCCGCCCCCUUCUGUCAUGCCCAAUCGGCAACUGCAGAUCCAGACAGAAGCGUCCCUUCAGCCCUGCUCUUUUCUCAGGAGUACCAGAGAGAUCUUCUGCAACUGUUGGACGACCCAGAACCUGAAGAACCAAGUACCAUUCUUCAGUUAGUUCACACACCCCUGCUGACCCCCACCGCAGAACCUCAACCGGGACUCAGACGGCAAAGCAGUGAUGCAGAUGAGAUGAUCUCCAUAUCUCACAGUGAAGACAUCUGGCACAGACAUCUGCAGGAUGAGCUGGUGCUUUCAGGAAUCACAGAGGAGGAUCGGUGGGCUGCGUCUGAACGUCUGACUCCAGACCAGUCUGUAGGGGAGAACAAUGAUUUGCAGGAAGACGAUGCACAGUCUGCAUAUAAGAAUGUGCCCGGCCCAUGUGACCCUGAAGAUCUUCUGGAUGGAGUGAUCUUUACAGCUAAAUAUCUCGGCUCUACGCAGCUGCAGUCAGAGAAGAAUCCAUCCACCAAUGCUCGUAUGAGCCAAGCACAGGAAGCCGUGGAUCGCAUCAAGGCACCUGAGGGGGAGUCACAGCCUAUGACGGAGGUCGAUCUCUUUAUCUCCACACAGAGAAUCAAAGUAUUGAGUGCAGACACACAGGAGGCCAUGAUGGACCAUGCUCUGCAGAUGAUUUCAUACAUUGCGGACAUCGGGAACAUUGUGGUUUUGAUGGCACGCAGGAAGCCGGCCGGUCGCAAAACGGAGGAUUCAACAGAGGGAUCCACGGCACCACCGAAAAAGUGCUGGAUGAUCUGUCACGUGUUUUCUUCUGAUGAUGCUCAUAUCAUCGCACAGGCUAUUGGUCAGGCAUUUGGUGUUGCAUAUCAGCAGUUUCUGUAUACCAAUGGAAUUAAAUCCAGUGACUUGCGGCCAGGCGAGUACAGCGAUUACCUCGGCACUCAGGAGCUCUAUAACGGAGACCUGGUUCAUUUCUCUCGCUCUGAAAACAUCCGAGAGGAAUUUCUUUGUAGUUUCAGAUCACUGUCGGUGAACGGCACCAGUCUGGUGGGACUCCCCAUCGCUACCUGCCAAAAUAUCAUACGAGAGCUGAAGACUUUGGCGAUCGUAAAGCUCAGCAUUGUCCACUGUCCACCUGUAACCAUGGCGAUCAUCAAGCGUCCAGACCCCAAGUAUCAGCUGGGCUUCAGCGUGGAGGAUGGGAUUAUUUGCAGUUUAAUGCGGGGAGGAAUCGCCGAGCGGGGGGGCAUUCGAGUUGGUCAUCGCAUUAUUGAGAUCAACGGGCAAAGUGUCGUAGCCACACCUCAUGAGAAAAUCAUCCACAUACUGUCCAGUGCCGUAGGGGAGAUUCAUCUGAAGACUAUGCCAACAUCAACAUACCGUCUCCUGACUGGACUAGAUCAGCCCGUGUUCCUUUAAAUUAAGAGGCUGCUCCUCUCACGUUCUCAGCACCACAUGCAACUUUUAAUAAAAUAUAUAUUUCAAUAUUUAAAAAAUGAAAUGGAUCUGGACAUGCAGAUUAUGGACCUCCAUUUUAGAGACUGAAAUAAUGAUUUAACUGCUGGUUUGUAACAUUUGUCUUUGUUAAUGCUGCCAGAUCAAGGUGCCUGAAGAUAAGCCUUGUGUUUGAAUGACUAUGCAUUAGAGUCCACACCUAUACUGAACAUCAGACAUGCAAAUUAAACUGCCUGCACCUACGCAAUAAAGCAGCAGUGAGUGACUCCAUGUUCAGUGUUUUUAAAGCGUUUACAUGCUCUUUACAGAGCUUAAGAUUUAGUGCCUGUAAAAAUAGACCUUGUUUACUGCACAGGGUUUGUUUUUUUAGCUAUAUAGAGAGGUAUAUUUUAUUAACUGCUGUAUUUGAUGUUUAUUAAAGACACAAAAACA